Messenger RNA from Spirometra erinaceieuropaei, 5241 nucleotides. NCBI's taxonomy places the organism in Eukaryota, Metazoa, Platyhelminthes, Cestoda, Diphyllobothriidea, Diphyllobothriidae. The record is from the annotation of a GenBank genome assembly.
AUGUCCAACGAUUCUACCAGCCAGCCGAUAGCCGGCAUUCACACCUUUGACCUGCCAUCCGUGUGGCUCGAUGACAUCGCGUUGUGGCUGCGCACUGUAGAGUUCCGUUUCGCCCACCGUCAGAUCACACGAGAGGAUACGAAAUUUCAUUAUGUUGUGGCAGCACUCCCAAUGGACAUCGCCACCGACCUCCGCGACAUCAUAGAUUGCCCGCCCACAGAAGCCCCUUAUACUGCCCUAAAGGAGGCUCUCAUUUCCCGCAUUUCCCUCUCAACGCAAAAACAUCUCCAAUGUCUAAUUUCUGAGGAGGACUUCGGUGACAGGAAGCCUACGCAGCUUCUUAGGCGUUUGGAGCAGUUGGCAGACGGACAAAAGCUGGAUGCUACCAUGUUUAAGCAACCUUUCCUCCAACGGUUGCCUCCUUCUGUGCAAGCCAUCCCUGCGCCUAACAUUCCUUCAUCGACUGUUCAGAUGCUCGCGGAGACUGCUGACCAUAUGCUCGAGUACUACCAGCCUCAUGUUACGGUUGGCGCUGCUAAUCGAAGCAAAACUGCCCCCACAGUCGAGGAUAUCGUCAAACGCCUGGAUGCCCUCACUCUCGAAGUUUCCCAGCUCCGGGCCACUCGUGUCUAUAAUCCUCGUAGUCCUGCAAUUUCUCGCCGCCAGAGAUCUCCCACUCCAAACCAACCUACAGUUGAUGGUUUCUGUUGGUAUCAUCACAAUUAUGGUUCUAACGCCCAUCGCUGCCACUCUCCGUGUAAGUAUAAAACACCCGCGUCGGAAAACCCCCCUGCCGACCAGUAAGGGCGACGAACGUGGUCGGCACAUCCUCUCCCAGUCGCUUACUUCACAUCUAUGACAGGACUUCCUGUCGUAAUUUUCUCGUGGAUACUGGUGCGGAGAUCAGUCUAAUCCCACCCACCUUGACCGACCGUAAGUUACCAAACUCUUCAUUUUUCCUCCAAGCAGCUAACAAUAUUUCUAUUAAAACUUUUGGUCAACGAUCCCUAACACUAGAUUAAGGUCUAAGACGUUCAUUUCGUUGGCUUUUUACUAUCGCUGAUGUCCAUACUGUCAUUUUCGGCGCUGAUUUCAUAUCCUUUUUCGGUCCCCUCGUUGACAUUAAGUCCCAUAAAUUAUUUGAUACUAAGACUUAUUUACGUUGUAAUUGUUCCACUCGUACCCUUUCAUCACCUAAUCCACGCAUUUCAACAAUCCCUUCGUCUACUCCCUAUCAUCGUUUACUUUCAGAAUUUCCAUCUACCACACGACCUUCACAAUUUAACCAACCUAUCAAGCAUUCUGUGGUACAUUAUAUUUUAACUACUGAGCCACCCGUGUUUAGCCGUCCCCGUCGUUUAACCGCCGAUAAGUCAGCCAUAACCAAGGCUGAAUUCAGUCACAUGAUGGAGUCAGGCAUAGUAAGGCCUUCCACUAGUCCAUGGGCUGCACCUCUACAUAUGGUGUGCAAAAAGUCGCUCGUUGACUGGCGCCCAUGCGGGGAUUACCGACGGUUAAACACCUCCAUUGUGCCUGACAGGUAUCCACUUCCCCAUCUCCACGACUUCUCAUCUAGCCUAGCUGGAGCAACAAUAUUUUCCAACAUUGACUUAGUCAAAGCUUUCCAUCAGAUGCCCGUUGUUCCAGAAGACGUUCCAAAAACGGUGAUUACAACACCGUUCGGUCUGUCCGAGUUUGUCAGGAUGCCUUUUGGACUACGCAACUCCGCCCAAACUUUUCAACGUUUCAUCAACGAAGCCCUCCGCGAUCUACCGUUCGUUUUUGUCUACGUCGACAAUGUUCUGGUAUCAAGUUCCAGUUAACACGAGCACCUACAACAUUUGCGUCUCAUUUUUGAACGAUUGAGCCAAUUUGACUUUUUCAUUAAUGUUUCUAAAUGCGUUUUUGGUGCACAGUCGCUGUUUUUCCUAGGACAUCGCGUAGAUGCUUCUGGUUGUCAUCCCAUAGAUGCCAACGUUUCAGCUAUUCACGAUUUCCCUACUCCCACUUCUUUUCAACAACUGAGCCGUUUUAUAGGCCUUGCCAAUUUCUAUCUACGUUUCAUCCCUCAUUGUGCUCAAUUAAUGCUACCACUUACUAACCUUUUACGCUGGAACAACCGUGAGUUUUCUUUUCCGGACACAGCUGUAGAGGCUUUCAAUCGUUCGAGGAAGGCUCUUGUGGAUACAACUGUCCUUGUUCACCCUAUACCUGAUGCCCCACUUUCUUUGUGGCGGUCGCCUCUAAUUUCGCUAUAGGUGCUGCCCUUCAGCAACAGACGCCCACUGGCACCCAGCCCUUGGCUUUCUACACUGCUAAAUUGACACCUCCACAUACUAGCUAUAGCACUUUUGGUAGAGAACUUCUUGCGAUUUAUUUAGCCAUUAAGAACUUUCGUAAUUAUAUUGAGGGCCGAGAUUUUGGUAUUUAUAUUGACCACAAGCCUCUUACUUAUGCCCUCUCUAGUUCUUCUGACAAGUAUUCACCCCGCGAGGCCCGCCAUCUCAAUUUUAUUUCUCAGUAUACCACCGACAUUCGAUUUCUUAAGGGCCUUUAUACUCAAGUUGCUGACUGUCUUUCUCGGCCUGGCAUUAAUGCCAUCACCCGCCCUUCCAUGGAUUUGGAGCGCAUGGCAGAACUGCAAAAUCGGCCGACUUUCAGUGAGAGCAUUCAACACACUAGUCUUCAACUCGAAGCCAUUCCUCUUUCCACCACCGCCGGUACAAUCUUGUGUGACGUAUCGUGCGGUGCCUCCCGACCCAUAGUGCCAAACGACAUGAGACGAGAUGUUUUUGCCGCGUUGCACAAUCUAGCUCACCCUGGCAUCCGCACUACCCAGCGCCUCGUCAGCGAGCGGUUCGUUUGGCCAAGCAUGAACACUGAUAUUCGUCAGUAGACCCGUUCAUGUUUGGCCUGUCAGAAGGCCAAAGUCGGACGGCACAACAAAGCCCCCAGUGGCACUUUUCUCGCAUCCGACGCACGCUUUUCACAUAUCCAUAUCGAUCUAGUUGGUCCCUUUCCAAAAUCUCGUGGUUGCAACUACUUAUUUACUGCGAUUGACCGAUUUACUCGUUGGCCCAUUGCAACUCCCAUACCUAACAUAACUGCAGAUUCCGCUGCUCAUGUUUUUUUGAAACACUGGAUAUCUCAUUAUGGCGUCCCCUCAACUAUUACCACCGAUCGAGGUCAGCAAUUCGAGUUUAGACUUUUUAACAGCCUUACCAACCUCCUCGGAUGUUCUCGCAUACGCACGACAACAAACCACCCCUCAUCCAACGGCCUAGUCGAACGUUUCAACCGGCAACUCAAAGCCUCGCUCCGAGCUCAUGACAACCCUUCCCAUUGGAGCGAGCAUCUGCCUUUGGUCAUGCUCGGUAUACGUACCGCACCCAAGCCCGAUUUGGAGUGUUACGCUGCCGAACUUGUCUACGGUACCACCCUACGGAUUCCCGUGAUUUUUUCGGGCACUCUCAAAGCUCAGACGUCUUGGAUCCCAGCGAUUAUGUGCAAAGAUUGAGCCAAGCCAUGACUCAUCUUCGAGCCACUCCCCCACGUCCUUCAACAAGUAAGUCGUACGUCGAUCCGAACUUACUAACAUGUUCUUUUGUAUUUGUCCGCGUAGAUAGCGUUCGCCGGCCACUACAACAACCCUAUGACGGCCCAUUUCGACUACUAUCGCGCAAGGACAAGCAUUUUACAAUUGACCGUGGAGGCCGCACCGACGUGGUCUCGGUAGGUCGCUUGAAGGCGGCUUAUACCGAGCCUCUUCCAACUUCUCCAACCGAACAACCUCCACUUGGCACAUUGCCAUUUGCUAUUUCCCAGACUCCAUUUACGCCCAAUAACCCCGCGUCUUCCCUUAUCCCACAGACUCCUCCCCUUACCUGCAGCGAUCGUCAUGUCCGUUUUCCCGACCGUUACCAACUGGCACAAUAUGCAUAACACUCUGACAUUUUCCUUCUAUUAACAAUCUUUUUUUGAACUCCGUUCUCCUAAGAGGGGGAGUAUUGUAGUGACAUUUAAGUCCGUUUUGUUUUAAUCAGUUACAAUACGCUUUGACACAACUUUGAAUAAGACAAAGUACACGCACGUGCACUUUUACCUGCUGACGACUUUGUUCUUAUUUGCUGGUUCGUAACUGUUGGGAUACUGCUAUUUUCGUUUCCUGGAUAGCCUACUCGUUGUGUCCAACUAGGUGGUUUGUCUCUUACACAGCCUUACCUGUUUCUCGUAACAUGAUUCCUGUCGGAUCACCUGUGUUCUGUCGUUACCAUUGGACUAGUUUGGACUGGGGCAACGGAGGCAGAUUAACGAGUCCAAAUACUGUUCAGCGUGCACGUUGCUGUCGGACUCGUCGCGACAAAGAAGUUUGACAGCGACUUACGGCAAGUCAACUGAAGUCGAAUUAACGCUAUCACAUAUCCCAGAUACUCUGCUGGGUACUAUAGACAUUCCAACACAUCAGAUGGUUUCUGAACUAAUUGCUGCAUCUAACGACGAUGUCGUAAGCUCUUCAGGCUAACUCGGGUCGUUCUUCCACUACACCAAAGACGUGGCACAUAGUGAGGUGCGGCAGCGUCUGGCACUACCGAGCAGCCCUAUUUCGGGAGGCACUCCUUCCUCUGCAGUGGGGAGGGGCAAGAAAAGGUGCCUUAAACAAAUGCUGGGGAACCCCGCGGCCUGCAGGCUGACCGUGGUCGCAGACGUUAAACUCACGGUUAAGACAAACAAAAUCGAAACAACAACAACAAUGCUCGCUCUCUUCCUCUUCCUGUCUCUUCUUCUCCCUCCCGCCGCCCGCUCACCCGACUGGCAGGGAGAGUCCGCUGAAGAUCUACACGCACGUUGGCUCCCUAGCUUAUUGAACACCUGAUGGCGCUCUUCCAGGAGACGUGGCAUCUAGAAAAAGAUUUCAAAGACGCAACCACCGUGCAUCUCUAUAAACGAAAAGGGAACCGCCAACUCUGCGAUAAUCACCACUGCAUCUCCUUGCUGAACAUCGCCUGGAAGGUCUUCGCUCGAAUUCUCCUCAACCGCCUGAAUAAUCUUAUGGAAGAGGGCCUUCUAUCGGAAAGCCAGUGCGGCUUCCGCCGUCAUCGCGGGACCACGGAUAUGAUCUUCGUCGCCCGCCAACUUCAGGAGAAGUGCCAGGAGAUGAUGACCCAAAUGUACUCUACCUUCGUGGAUCUGACGAAAGCCCUCGACACAGUGAAUCCUGAAGGACUGUUAAAGACCAUGUAG